Patiria miniata (bat star) is the source of this 8107-nucleotide messenger RNA. RefSeq lists its product as uncharacterized. The transcript has 48 exons. Gene Ontology annotation, biological process: cell-matrix adhesion. Gene Ontology annotation, molecular function: calcium ion binding; protein binding. NCBI's taxonomy places the organism in Eukaryota, Metazoa, Echinodermata, Asteroidea, Valvatida, Asterinidae. The coding region runs from base 1 to 6930 and encodes 2309 amino acids. The record is from RefSeq and is a predicted model, not a curated record.
AUGAUAGCCACAGCACUCCAUAUUAAACAAAUAAGCCUCUCACACGUUCCGGAUUUCAGUUCAUUUUGUAUCUCCUCAGGAGAUAUUGACAGUGGAAGUGGAAGUGGAAGUGGCAGUGGCAGUGCCUCUGGAGAUAUUGACAGUGGAAGCGGAAGCGGAAGUGCGAGUGGAAGUGCCUCUGGAGAUAUCAACUUCCUCUGUGCAGAUGGAACGACGCGCUUCCCAUUUUCUUCGUUUUGUGACGGCAAACCCGAUUGCCCUGAUGGAGAAGACGAGGUGGGCUGUGGAACCUGUUUCAUUCCAUUCGGGCCAGAUGCAGGAGAUCAAGUCCUCUCACCAAUUGGUGCAGUCGGAGAUCGAGCAAAGGAUUUCGUUUCACCGCUGUUUUCCCCGAGAACAUAUUUCCCAUAUUGCAACCACCUGUAUCAGAAUCUCUAUUUCAGCGACAAUGGAGUUAUUAUCUUACUGGACAGCGGAUCAUAUGAAGGCUAUGCUUACCCCAGCACAGACAGUUCAACAUUCGAUUCCCUAGACAACACUGCCAUUGUUGCACCGUUCUGGGCAGAUGUGAAAGGUAGUCUCCUGACUAGUUUGGAAAGUAAUGUCUUCUAUCAGGUGUAUGACUCCUCUAACUCCAACGCUGAUCAAGGUAGAAUGAUGGAUUUGGUGAGCGCAAGGGUGAACGCAGAUCCUGCGCACAGCUACUUCACGGCAAAUUGGAUGUUGGUGAUCACAUGGUAUAAAGUGCCAGCUAUUUCACCCAAUCCGGCGACAAACACUUUCCAAGCUGUGCUGGCUACCGAUGGGGUGCAUAGUUUCGUCCUCUUCAGCUACGCUAACAUGAACUGGGACGCCACUUUGCUUGGCAACGACAAGGUUAUUUCGGGUUUCACGUGUGGCGGUGGGGGCCAGAAAACUUACAUCGAUGUCCCCUUCUCCAUGCAUUACCGACCCGACCAAGUUACGGGAAACACCGGAAAGCUUGGCUGCUGGAUCUUCCAGAUGGACAACAAUCCAUCGGACUUUGUCAACCCGCGCCAGUUUUGCUACGACUGGCACAGCCGCCAAGAUUCAAGCACACUUGUCAAUCUGAUAAAUCGUAGACAAUGGCAGCACAACAUAUGUCCCUGUUCUGCAAUCUGGUUGCGAUUCGAUAGAAGAUUUAUCUUUAUAUUACCCUCCGUUGUUCUACCUUCAUCUUCAACUCCACGUGUCGCCAACCAGUUCUGUGUAAUGUCAAUAAUACAAUUCCCUGGCUCUCCUGGAGUGAAGUGUUGCUACAAUGGAUUUGGAUUUCUAUCUGAUGAAGUUGGUGCAUUGGAGGCCAGCCGUAUGGAAGUGAGCCCGUACAACCCAUGGUGGUUCAACAAUGACUUAUACCAACAAAAUUUUGUGGAAGAUAUCCUGCCUCGUUUCUACUGUUGCGAGGAGAGCGACCUCUGUCAUCUUUACCAAGACCAGCGCCCAAGCGCACUGUGUUACAUUCGAAGACCUGUGAGAGUAGGUUGGUUUUGGGGUGAUCCCCAUAUUACCACAUUGGAUGGUGUCGAGUACACAUUCAAUGGUCUAGGGGAGUUCAUGCUCGUUGAAAUUGAGGAGACCGGAUUAACGUUUGAACUGCAGGCAAGAACGAAACGAGUCACGGACGCCGAGACUCAAGAACUGACUGAUGCUACAUACUUCACGGCCUUUUCUGCAAGACACGGCAGCAACAAUCGGAUUGAAGUCAAACUCAAUGACGACGCUACUGACCUUGUAACAACUGUGAAUGGAAACGUUGUUGCACUCACAAGCAUUGCGUCAGAAUUUGAAGACUUGACCGUACUCCGGGAAGCCACAUCCCCAUUCAGGAUACAUGCAGACUGGACUUCGGAUAUCCAGUUACUUUUCCGAGUUGCCAAUGGCAUAGCUGAUGUUGAAGUUGUGCUUCCCAAUACUCUAAAGGGCAAGAUCAAAGGACUUUUGGGUCAAUGGGACGACGAUCCUAGUAACGAGGCCCUACGGCGAGAUGGGAACGUCCAACAACCCACAGGACCAAAUAACAAAAUGCUGGAAAGAGAUUACUUUGAGUUUGGCACGACCUGGAGAACGACCCCUGAAACGUCUUUGUUCUACUACGUCAACAACAACGACUGGAACACCUGCAACAACCUAGACUUUGUGCCCAAGUUUCUGGAGGACCUUAUAGCUGAGGCAACGCCACAGGAUCUGGCAGCAGCACGGGAACAGUGCGGCAACAACACCAUGUGUCUCUACGAUCGCUUGGCAUCUCACGAUGAAUCUAUUAGUGCGGCUACACUGAUGCAGACUAUUGUGAACGAAGAAACCAAUCUCAUUAUCUCAAAUACGCCACCAAACAUCACAACUUCCGUAGAGUCGGUGAACGUCAUCGUUGGAGAAAACUUCACCCUCGAGGUAACUGCUACAGACGCUGACGGCCAGGAAAUCAUAUACAACUUACUGGAAGACAUUUCAGGAGCAUCGAUAUCCCAGGAUGGUGUUUUCAAAUGGAAUCCGUUGGACAAGACAAAAGUUAAGCUUGGAAUUGUAGCAUCUGAUGGGACGUUCAACACCUCAGUGCAACCUAUCGUCAAGUUGUGUGACUGUCAGAAUGGUGGCUCGUGCCUCUUUGACCAGUACACGUUGGAUAGUAAUAUAGCCCUGGAUAGUUUUGCAAUUGUAUUAUGCGAGUGCCCGGAGGGAUGGUCUGGGGACUUCUGCCAGGAUAACUACGAUGCUUGUGCUGACAAGCCGUGUUUCGUAGGCGUCACGUGUAUCGACGAUGAACCCCCAUCUCUCAACAACACCUGUGGUCCGUGCCCCGAGGGUUUUUUCGGGGAUGGCAACUUUUGCGAGGAUGUCAAUGAGUGUGAAAUUUACACUCCUUCGAGUGAGGGUGGAAUGGGAUGUGAUCAAGGUUGCGUCAACAUCUUAAAUGGAUUCACCUGUAGCUGCACGGACGGGUACCUGCUGCACGUCGAUGGCAGAAGGUGUAUCGAUAUUGAUGAAUGUACUUUGGUAACAGACGAGUGUUCUGAGUUUGCAGAGUGUAUAAAUGUGCCAGGUGGAUACAACUGCACAUGUAACACCGGAUAUAACGAUGACAAUGGCAAUGGAAGAUCCUGCUCAGACAUAAAUGAGUGCAAUCUACAGAAUGAAUGCAGCAAUAAUGCUGAUUGCAGAAACACCGCCGGUUCAUAUGCCUGCUCAUGCCAGGAUGGAUUCGAGGGCAACGGGGAGACAUGUGCAGAUGUCAAUGAGUGCACCAGAUCAUUGGAUAACUGCCAUGAACAGGCCACAUGUUCCAAUACCAUUGGUGGCUUUAACUGUACGUGCAGUGAAGGCUGGCUUGGCGAUGGAGUCACGUGUGCCAAUGAGAAUGAGUGCGACCGUGUGGUCAACGUCUGCCACCUGCAAGCUGAGUGCACGGACACGACGGGUAGUUUCACCUGCGAGUGCUCGGCAGGUUAUAUCGGCGAUGGACAAACCUGUUCAGACAUUGAUGAAUGUGAUCUUCAGCUUGAUGACUGUGUCCAAAGCUGCAAUAACACCGAGGGAUCAUUUGACUGUUACUGCAGCCCAGGAUUUUCACUCGAUGCUGACCUCAAAAACUGUACAGCGGACAGUGGGUGUGUCAAUGCUACGUGUAUCAAUGGAGACUGCUAUGAUGUUGGCGGUGUUGCUGGCUGCAUUUGCUAUCGUGGAUUUGCAUCAAAUGAGUCGGACCUGAUAUGCGAAGACAUUGAUGAGUGCAGCCAACAACAGCACAGCUGUGAGGCUGCUGAUCUUUGUGACAACACCAUUGGUGGCUACCAGUGCACAUGCAGGGAUGGGUACGCACUCGAUAAUGAUAUGCGAACAUGUUCAGACAUCGACGAGUGUUCGUUACCGCAAAGUGAUGCGAUGGCUGCUACAUGUACGGAUAAUGCUGUAUGCAUAAACGUCCCCGGCACGUACAACUGUUCUUGUAUCCUCGGAUUCGCUGCUAACGAUACCGGAUUUUGUGAAGAUAUUGACGAGUGUAGUGGGCCGUCCCCUUGCGGGCUCAGCAGCAGAUGUGAGAACAACGAAGGGAGUUUCCUGUGUGUGUGUCCUGCUGGCUACUACGGCGAUCCUUACAGUGAGUGCAUUGACAUUGAUGAGUGUGAGACCACACCUGAUAUAUGCGACCCAAUGGCAACGUGUAGCAACCUCAACGGCAGCCAUGCAUGUGCGUGUUUGGACGGCUUUGAAGGCAACGGGACUAACUGUCAAGACGUUGAUGAGUGCGCCCUCAGCUUAUGCAGCCCAGAUUCGCAGUGUACUGACACCGAAGGCAGUUUCUAUUGUACAUGCAACAGCGGCUUCAUUGCACCAGACGAUUCCACUGGAGUAGAGUGCAUUGAUGUGAAUGAGUGCGAACUCAACAUGGACGACUGUGCCGAAGUGGUGUCCCAAUGUGUGAAUAGCAAUGGAAGUUUCUCCUGCAUAUGCAGUGAUGGCUACGAAAUGAGCAUGGGGGGAAUGUGUGUAGAUAUCAAUGAGUGUUUGACAAACCCCUGCUCUGGAGCGGACGUUGUUUGUGCCAAUCUGCCUGGCACCUAUGAUUGUCAGUGUGCACAAGGAUUCUAUCAAGAUGGCUCCACAUGUGCUGCCGGAUUUUCCUACAAUGCUUCGGCCAGUUUUGUUGAUGUAAGCGGUGCCGUUGUCGCUGGAAAUUUGUUUAAUUUGCUGGCAAAUUAUGUCCAAUAUCUCCAAGAUUUGAAGAAUGCGACCGAAGCUGCCUUUGAGUCCUCCAGUAUUGCUGGUGAUUUUGGAGAUGUUGUCGUCAGAGAUAUUACACGGAUCUCUGACGCUGAGGCAGUGGUCCGAUUCUCCCUCAACUUUCGGAUGUUUGUACCGGAAAACACCAUUGUCCAGGCAUUCCUCAUGCAACUCACGGGAUCCAGAGGGGGACAGCUACUGCCAAACCAUCGACUCAUUGCCGAGACAUUCAUCGUUGGGGAACCAAAAUGUGUUGAUUUGCCUUGCAUGAAUAAUUCGACAUGCACUGAGAGCAACACGGCGGCGAGUGGUUACUUCUGUAACUGCCUCGCGGGAUACAGUGGGACCUUUUGUGAGAUUGCUCCCUGUGACGACACACCUUGCCAGAAUUCUGGGACCUGCGUGACUGACGCAACCUCUUCCACUGGAUACCGCUGCACAUGCGCAGUCGGGUACACUGGGCAGAACUGCCAAACACUCUUACCAUGUGACUUGGAUAACAGAUGUCAGAACGGGGCUGAGUGUACCAACAAUAUUCUUGAUGCCCUUGGCUACACAUGUACGUGCCCAGCCGGAUUCACUUCGCAUGAUUGUGAAAGUGAAGUGUGUGUCACUACCUGUGCAAACAAUGGAGCCAUGGACAGCGUUGCUUGUACCUGUAGCUGUGUGGCAAACUGGGGAGGAGCUACAUGCACAGUUUGUUCACUGGAUUGUCAGAAUGGUGGCACCUUGAAUGGAACAACAUGUGCAUGCGAUUGUGCGCAGAAUUGGGCCGGCACAGAGUGCACAGUUUGCCAAUUGGAAUGCCAGAAUAAUGGAACACUGAAUGAACAGACAUGUCAGUGUCAGUGCGCCCCUGGUUGGAAUGGGCUCCAGUGCACAGAUUGUUCAUUGACAUGCGAAAACGGUCUCACGUUGAACAGUGACACAUGCGAGUGUACUUGUGCCCAGAGCUGGAUUGGAACAGACUGUGAAGUUUGUCCGCUUACAGCUGCAAGUUGCCUGCCAGGCACUUUGGAUGUCAACAAUUGCGAGUGUGUUUGUCCAAUCGCAAUCUCUGGCAGAACCUGUGAAGUUGCCAAUCCAUGUUUGGGCACCAGUCUUUGCCCAGGUGCAGGGAAGUAUUGCAUGGCUGACAUUUACAACAGUGCCGGAUAUGAAUGCGUCUGCAAUGCUUUGGAUGGCUACCUUGCUCAAGCAGGUGGCACCUGUGAAAGAUUGGCAUCUCGAAUAUUCCGACUCCGAGUUGUGGGCAUGAAUGGGAAUCCUGUUGCUUUUACUCCAGAGUUUAGCAAUCACGUUUCCACUGCCAGCAAACAGUUCCUAUCUCUAAGCGCUAGAGUGGUUUUGUAUGUGCUACAACAAAAUGGGUUAACUUCAGCUGUACGAGAUGUGAUAGGGAUACGUGUUGUCAGCGGAGGGAGUUUAAUCGUCGAAUACGCGGCAUUUUACAGUGAUGAAAACUCGGCGCCAACAAUCUUAACUAUACAAUACGCUCUUCAGUCUGGGAGCAGACUCAGUGACUCUGCUGACUAUCUUGAUGUAGACACAGGAUAUGUUACUUCGACCAGCUCCGUGUCGUCUUGUCCUCCAAACUACUGUGCCAAUGGCGGUUCGUGUUCAGUGGAUUUUGUACUGUAUCCUAUCUUCUCCUUCACAUGCAGCUGUCAGACAUCUUUUACUGGUGAACGAUGUGAGACAGUCAUACCUUUAGAGCCUGGUGUGACGAUCACGACUACAGUAAGCAUGACCACUCCAAGCCCUGGUUUGUCGACACUUUCCAUCAUCCUCAUCGCAGCUGGAAUACUACUGGUCCUUCUGCUCACGCUGUUGUUGAUCAUGUGCAUUACAUGCAUGGUAAUGCGACCGCGACACAAGUUGGUCAGAUAUGGCAGACCUGGUUGGGGAGAUGGCAUGGUUCCCAUCCCAUAUGGGCACCACAACUAUGGCCUGGAUCAUAAUGGCGAUCGCGAGUCCGAGAGCCGAAGUGACGAUAUCGAAAUGCACCAACUUCAGCAGGCUUUGGGGCGCUCAAUGUACCCACAACCGGACUCGGCUGGACGAUUGGAUAGUUUCUCGAGACCUUAUGUGGCAUCAGGCAAUGAAGAGCUGUACCGCGUUUUGGAUGGGAGACCACGUAAUAGCAGGCCUGCUCCUGCUGGAGCUGUCUUCAAUCCAACGUACUAAAGUCAAACUGCCGAUCAAAGACCACAUGAUAGCAGGCCUGCUCCUGCUGGAGCUGUCUUCAAUCCAACGUACUAAAGUCAAACUGCCGAUCAAGUAAGAUAAUUUUUACAACAUCGGAUUACCACACGUCUUUCGUUAAAUAUGCUGAAAUAGAGUGACAAAGUUUGAAAUCGACAAAGAUUAGAACCCGAUAAGACUUACUUUAAACAGCAAACUGUAUUGUGACAAAUCUGAAAUCCGUUUACAAAAAAGAGUUUACAAAAUGACAAACCUUUAACAGAAGACUCACACUGUGAUUUCGUAAUUUUUGUCUGUAUGCUGAGUAAAAAAAAAGUGGAACCGAGAUCCAAAGAAAUAUAUUUCAUAUUUAAAAAAAUAAUGGUGACUGGCAAGCCAAUUUCAUAAAUUGCUUUUAGAUGAAAAAAAAAUGACUUUAGGUGCUCAAUUUGUUCAAUUUACUAAUAAACAAAAUUACCCUAAAGUCUGUUACGUCCAAAAAUGCGAUUUCAAGAAUUGUCGUUACAAGAUGUAUUUCGUCAAACAUCACCAGAGAUAAAACCGCAAUUAAAAAGUGACAAAUAUUCAACAAAGUCCUCUUGAAGGCCUGUCUUUAAUAAAGAGUGGAUUUUAUAAACCCUAUUGUUGGCCAAAGCAGGGUUAUGAAUGAAAAUAUAUUGCGUACUACAGGACUGUUGUUGAAACAAGUAUUCUGUGUCAUUUUCUUUGUUGUUGGACGAAACUGAUUUUAGGAUCACUUCGUUUAAAUAGUUAUAAAAUGUUAACGUGUAGACAUGGUAGAGCAGUUAAAAUAAUUUCUCACUUAAAAGUAGUUCAAUAAAUGGGCUUCCAACUUUUUAAUGUUGGUGCUACAUAGUUUUUUUAUAUGAAAUUAUAUUUUGUUGUAUUGGGUUCCGUUUUUUUGUGUGACUCAUAAAUUUAUUAAAUGUUGACACAGUAACUUUUUAAAACUUGUUUAUAUUUGGCAACAACUCUUCUUUUUGAUUUAAUUCGUUAAAUACAUUGUACAUGUACAUGUAUACAUGUGUAUGUAAUAUGUUUAUAUUGGCAAAUAUAUCAUGUAGGCCUACAUGUAGUUUAGGCCCCCAAAAAAGUUCUGCUUCCAGUUUCCCUACCUACCCUAUUCUGACAGCCCCUACCCUAAUUGUUUUAUGGGCAA